Molecule: messenger RNA, 994 nt
Organism: Stylophora pistillata
Lineage: Eukaryota; Metazoa; Cnidaria; Anthozoa; Scleractinia; Pocilloporidae
Product: UDP-galactose translocator
Biological process (GO): pyrimidine nucleotide-sugar transmembrane transport
Cellular component (GO): Golgi membrane
Molecular function (GO): pyrimidine nucleotide-sugar transmembrane transporter activity
Source: RefSeq, a predicted model, not a curated record
UAUCAGUUAAAAAUUCUGACAACAGCCCUGUUUUCAGUCUUUAUGCUCAACAAAACUCUUCUGAAACUGCAGUGGUUAUCAUUAUUCAUGCUCUUUGUUGGAGUCUCAGUUGUGCAGCUUCAACCAACAAGUGCAACUUCUUCAAGUACCAAAGAUGCCCAGUCUGUGGAGACUACACAACAAGUGAAAGUAUCUCAGAACCCACUGUUGGGUUUGCUUGCUGUUAUUUUGUCCACUCUUUGCUCAGGAUUUGCAGGUGUAUAUUUUGAGAAGAUUUUGAAAGGUUCACAAGCUUCUAUCUGGAUCCGAAACAUUCAACUGGGAAUCUAUGGAACAAUUAUUGGCCUUAUUGGCAUGCGUGUUAAGGAUGGUGACAAGAUUGAUGAGAAAGGCUUUAUGUUUGGGUAUUCCACCUUGGUUUGGGUGGUAAUCUUUAUGCAGGCAUUUGGAGGGCUAUUGGUUGCUGUGGUGGUAAAGUAUGCAGAUAACAUUCUGAAGGGCUUUGCAACAUCAUUAGCAAUAAUUGUUUCUUGUAUAGUAUCUGUGUAUCUGUUUGACUUUCAUGUUAGUGGACAGUUCUUGUUUGGUACUGCACUGGUUAUGUUGGCUGUACUGUUGUAUGGAAGACCUCAGAACCAAAUUAAGCCAGGGGGUGAAAAACUGACUGCUGUGGCAAAGGUAUAACAUUUUUUCUUAUUAUAGAAUUUAAGGCAAGCAAUGCCAAGUUUCUUCAGAAAAUGGGGCCUCUGAACACUGGGAAAAACACGUGAACAUUGAAUCACACUUAAACUUGUUAUAACGUAACCAAAGUGAAGCACGCGCUCUGAUUGGUCAAUUUGGCAUCCACCAUUUGCCCAUGGGUGUACACUGCUGACAUGAGCAAAUGGAAAGACUAGUUUUCCGCACAUACUUCAUUUUUCUGGCCACGUAAGAUUUGUUAGAUAAAAGAAAACUCCUUUGCUACAAAUUAUGUAUCAAUGUUAUGAUUGUUAUA